AUUGGAUCUCGGGUCGGAAUCGGUACAUGGCAAGGUACCAGGAGGUGUGCCAUUAAAGCCAGUGGUGAAGACUGGUGGCAGCCUAGUGACCAGGCUACGAGAGCCCACGCAAGAUGAAGCUGCUUCUGCUUCUUCUCCUUGUUGCCAUCACUUGCAUGGAGUUUGCCAGAACCUUGCAGUGCUACUCCUGCAUUGAACCUACAGCUGCUGAUAAGUGCACGAAGGUCCAGAACUGCAAUGAGAAUGAAACCAUGUGCAAGACAACCAUGUAUUCCCUGGAGGAGGUUUAUCCCUUUGUGGGAGUCUCAACCGUCACCAAGAUGUGCUCCUCCAUCUGCAUCCCAUCUGAUGUGGAUGGGAUUGGCAUGACGCGCCCCGUCACCUGCUGUUACGCUGACUUGUGCAACUCUGAUGGUACAGAUAAUUUGGGGGUCAGGGUUGUCCCAGUUGGCAUGUUAGCAAGUUCCCUUUGCGCUCUCUUCUGGACUAUAUUAUGAGGAGCUGAGGAAGGUGCUUUUCUGCCAAAGAACCCAAUGAAGAAGAGAAUGAACCCCAGCCCAGCUUUGCAUUAAGAUGCCUCAUGGACUACCUUCAACAGCUCCCACAAAUUGUGUUUUUAGUACCCACCCACCUGCCAUGAGAGAAACAAAGCUCAGGAAGUCCCAACACUAAUUUUUGGGUUCAUUCUUCAACAGCUCCCACAAAUAUAACUCUGGAAUUUCUUUGCUUUGCUGAUCUGGUUGAUUUUGAACUAAAAAAAAAUCUGGUGUAUAUGAUAUAUUUAAAGCAAAAGACAUGGAACUAAGCGCUUUCCACACCUCCUUAGAGCAUUCUUUUUCCCCAGGUAUUCACCAGCAGAGUAGCUGAAUCAAACAGCCUUAGAUUAAAUUCACUUUUAUGUGUCAGGGCCUCUCCACCCCACAGUUUUUUGUUGGUUCUUUGUUCUGUCUAGAUUUCCUUAGUGUGUAAGAAGUUGGACUUUCAAACUAUGAGACAGGAGACUAAACUUCCUAUGCCAGUGAUCUGAUCCAAGGAGGCUGAAAUCUCUUGUUUUCUGUACCCUUCUGAGCAGAAUAAAAAUGUUGUGUUAAAAUUGUA
This is a messenger RNA of Anas platyrhynchos (mallard), 1098 nucleotides long. Its product is annotated as ly6/PLAUR domain-containing protein 2. NCBI's taxonomy places the organism in Eukaryota, Metazoa, Chordata, Aves, Anseriformes, Anatidae. Gene Ontology annotation, cellular component: plasma membrane. The record is from RefSeq and is a predicted model, not a curated record.